AUGAGAGGCUGGAUCUCUCACAAGACCUGCCAGUAACAACAAAUCAGCCCAGCACCCUGGAGGACGACAGUGAAAAUCCAGAAGAAAUGGUACCUCAAGACAAAAACGGUGUCCCUGCUUGUGUUUCUCUCCCUUGGGAGUCUGCCUGUUCGGAGCAGCCAGGGGAAGAAGACGUGUCCAGGUCAGUUGCCAGUACUGUACCUGUGUGUCAGGAGGAGGAGGACACACAGCCAAAAGGAGAAUUGAGAAGAGAGAAGAUUAGAGGAGUGGGUUUGUGCAAGGAAGACAUUGAGAAAAUUGAGCAAGUGACAAUCCCGAUUGUUUCCAAGGUCAAUUUGGCAGCAACUGAGGAAGUGCUGUCAGCUGCUGCAAGUGAUGGGUCCACUCAGCUCUGCGAGGCUGCUGCUAGCCAGGCUGAGACACCUCUGGAGAUGGCAAGUGCUGUUUCCACUGAUCAGACACUUGCAGAGGAAGCUCCAGCAGCUGAUAAGAACACUGCUGGAAAGAAGGAUGCUGCGGUACUGACAUCCCCACAGACAGAAGAAGAGGAUCAGAAUGUUACAUGUUCAAGCUGUUUAACACAAAGCCCCACUGAGGGAGCCACAAGAGACUGUCAGAUGAAGACCUCUGUGUGCAGUGAGUCCCAGGGAGGUGGUCGGACUCCUGUGGAAAACCACAAAGGCUCUCCAGAAAAGUCACCUUUGAUUAGGGAGGGCUCUGCGUGCAGCACAUCCACAUGUGAAGGUGGGGCAUGCGUGGAGGGCCUGUUGCAGAACACAAGGCUGGCUGUUGCAUCAGGCCAGCAUUCAGAGUCACUGAGUGUAUCUGCAACCCGAGAUACAAGUGCUGGGCAGAGCUCUGGCCCGAGUGAAACUCAGCCUACUCUGAAGCUGCCUGAAGACAACGAAGUGCCAUGCAGCAGUGGGGUACUGCGAGAGGAUGGUCCAGACCUGUGUAAUGACUGUAGCAAGGCAGCAGGAAUAGAUGGAGAUUGCCCACAAGGAUUGGAUGAACAUGGUAUGGAUUUUGUGAGCAGCGGCUGUGCCAUGAAGAAGGCAGUGACCCAGCAGAACACUAAGACAGGGAGAGAAACCAGCAAGUGCGAUCACGUCAUCCGGGAAAUAGAGGUCCCAAAGGAAUUAGUUGGCCACUUGAUCGGCAGACAAGGAAAAUUUAUGAGCUUCCUGAGGCGGCGAUCUGGUGCUAAAAUCUAUGUCUCGACACGGCCUUAUUUCCAUGACUCCCAGGUCUGUCACAUCGAAGGUUUCCCGCAUCAAGUAGAAAAAGUACUGAGGCUGAUUGGCAACAAGUUCAAGGACCUGUGUCUCACCAACAUCCAUGGUCUACCUCCACCAGUCCCUCUGGCACUUCAUUCCCUCCUUAGGACUGCCUGGCUCUUCCUCCGGGAUGGAGUCACUGUGGAGGUGGUUGUGGCGCACCAAGUCGAUGCAGGGCGCAUGUUCCUGCAGCAGCACACGCACCCCACUUCCCAUGUCCUGCGGCGCCUUGACCAGCAGAUGUAUGUCUGCUACUCUCAACCUGAAAUCCCAACCCUGCCAACUCCAGUAGCAGUUGGUAUUAUCUGCGCAGCUCCAGGCCUGGAUGGGGCAUGGCUACGGGCUCAAGUUAUCAGCUACUUUGAAGAGACCAGUGAAGUGGAACUCAGAUACGUGGACUACGGAGGAUAUGACAAAGUGAAGGUCGACACACUCAGACAAAUCAGGUCUGACUUUUUAUCGCUGCCUUUCCAAGGAGCAGAAGUUUUACUGGACAAUGUGGUGCCUCUUCCAGAUGAGGAUCACUUCUCCCCUGAAGCUGACGCUGCUGUUGAUGAGAUGACCAGAGGCGCAGUCCUUGUGGCACAGGUCACAAAUUACGAUAGUGCAACAGUGCAUCCUCCCACUGCUGGCGUGUCUGGCGAUGAGAGGCUGGAUCUCUCACAAGACCUGCCAGUAACAACAAAUCAGCCCAGCACCCUGGAGGACGACAGCGAAAAACUAGAAGAAAUGGUAUCUCAAGACAAAACGGUGUCGGAGAGGUG
Messenger RNA from Pseudopipra pipra, 2041 nucleotides. RefSeq names its product A-kinase anchor protein 1, mitochondrial-like. Lineage: Eukaryota; Metazoa; Chordata; Aves; Passeriformes; Pipridae. The record is from RefSeq and is a predicted model, not a curated record. Gene Ontology annotation, molecular function: protein kinase A regulatory subunit binding; RNA binding. The annotation marks the transcript as partial. The transcript is spliced from 11 exons. Gene Ontology annotation, cellular component: mitochondrion; membrane.